AUGCGGUUUUCAAGGCGCACGCUGACUGCUGCUGUUCUCGUUGGCGGCUGCCUGCUGCUCGCGUUUGCAAGCCGGCCAGCAGCAUGGCCAGCAGUGUCGACCGAGCCAGUCGUGCCCGUGGUGACUGUGGUGACUGUGAUGACGGUCGUGCCUGACCUACCAGUUGUGCCAGUCGUGGUGCCGACCGAACAGCCCGACCGCAAGGACGUUGAGGAGCACGCCCACGGAACCGACGACAGUGCUGCUGCUGCUGCUGCUGCUGCUGCUGCUGCUGCUGCUGAUGCUGCGAUUCCUGCUGCGAUUCCUGCUGCUGCUGAUGCUGAUGCUGCUGCUGGUGCUGCUCUCGAUGCGGAGGCUCAGCAGGCUGCCCUCAUGCAAAAGAAGCUUCAGUGGCACGCAGAGUCCUGUGGGCUCAGAUCGCCCGAGUGCGACACUGCGAUUGCGCCAUGCGUCGACCGCCCGCCAGACAGGCGGCACGAUCCGUCUGCAGUCAACUCGACAACGAGCUCCGGCCAGAACAAGUGGAUUGUCUUUAUUGGCGACUCUGUCACUCGCAAAAUGUUUGAGAGAACCGCUCUCUUGCUUGGUCCCGAGGUCUUUGAACCGCUCGAAAUGUCGGGAGACAGGCACAAUCGGUUUUCGAUUGCGCCACAUUACGAAAACAAGGAAUUCCUGGCAUUCGGCCAGAUCCUCAUGACACAGAUUUUCAUCGGCGGAACAACCGACGCUCACUUGAUUGACAAUUUCAGAGUGGGACUGCAACUCCCGAAGGAAGACCGCCUUCGCCUGCUGGCACGGCAAAGCUUGGGUGCUGAUAGCUUGCUUUAUCGCCAGCCAGACCGCGUUCUGGUCAAUGUGGGGUUGUGGGAUUCCCGCGAUGUUCCGCUGCCUCAAUACCGCGAGCAACUUUUAAAGUGGCCCUCGUUCUUCCACAACGAGAUGAAGCUGUCGGCCAACGCGAUGGUGUGGCGGUCGACAACCCCCACAUCCGAUCGACUGCCUCUGGAAGAUCCCAGCCGUGCUGAAAUGACGGUUGGCAAAAUUUCCGCGUUGAACGACAUUGCGUACGACGUUUUCGUUCAGAACGCGGGCUGGCACUUUCUCGACCAGUUCAACCUUCUUGGCGGAUGGAAUGCUGCCAAGCGAGAGCCCCUCAUCCAAGGCGACUUGUAUCACCCGCAGGCGUCGUCCAUUUGCCUGCUCGCCGAGUACGCAUUCAACUCGAUUUGCAUGCUGCCACCACUGUAG
Capsaspora owczarzaki ATCC 30864 is the source of this 1248-nucleotide messenger RNA. RefSeq lists its product as hypothetical. Bases 1 to 1248 code for a protein of 415 amino acids. Lineage: Eukaryota; Filasterea; Ministeriida; Capsasporidae. The record is from RefSeq and is a predicted model, not a curated record. The transcript has 3 exons.